This is a messenger RNA of Dimorphilus gyrociliatus, 726 nucleotides long. The record is from the annotation of a GenBank genome assembly. Lineage: Eukaryota; Metazoa; Annelida; Polychaeta; Dinophilidae.
AGUUUAAUUUGAGCGACUUCAGUUUAUAUUUUGUCGGCAAUCAAAAAUACUAUAAUGAACGAUUUAGAAGAAAAAACUGUCACUCGAAUGAAGGGAACAACGGUUGUGAAGCCUGUCGUUUAUGGGAAUGUGUCUCGAUAUUUCGGGAAAAAGUCAGAAAAUGGUCAUACUCACCAGUGGACAGUCUUCGUGAAACCUUUCGAUAACUGCUGCAUGUCUCCUUUUGUUAAAAAAGUUGUGUUCAGAUUGCAUGCUGAUUACAAUGAUCACAAUAGAACUGUUACUGAACCUCCCUAUGAAGUUACUGAAACAGGAUGGGGAGAAUUUGAAGUUUUAAUUAAGAUAUUUUUUGUUGAUGUGAAUGAGAAACCGGUAACGUUGACACAUUUAUUGAAAUUGUUCCACACUGAUCCUGACAUUACUUUGGGUAAAAAGCCAUUGAUAAUCGAACACUACGAUGAGGUUAUUUUUCAAGAGCCGUAUCCUCUUUUUCACAAGCUUUUAAUGGAAAAGAAGAGAGUAACGUGUGGUGAAUAUAAACAUCAUUAUGAUCAUGAAACCUUCAAGAAGAAUGAUUUCGAGCAAAUGAAAAGCGUUCACAAGCAAGUUGAGAGUGCUCUCGAAACUGUUCGGCAUUUUAAAGUUUUAACAGCCAGAGCAAUUCAUGCUUUGCAAGAACACGAAAAAGAAAGUUUAGAUGCAAUGAAUGACGAACAAGUAGAUUAG